Messenger RNA from Periophthalmus magnuspinnatus, 1985 nucleotides. RefSeq names its product tubulin tyrosine ligase-like family, member 12 (gene ttll12). Lineage: Eukaryota; Metazoa; Chordata; Actinopteri; Gobiiformes; Gobiidae. Gene Ontology annotation, biological process: protein modification process. The record is from RefSeq and is a predicted model, not a curated record.
AUUGUGAGUCUGUCCCUUUAAAUAAAACCCACCCACAAUGCACCGCUCCUGCGCUCACUUCCGGGUUGGGUCCACGUGAGUCUCGCCGGUGUGAAACAUGUCAACAACAAACCCCCCGCCGCCCGACAGCCCCGCGGAGGUGAACGGGGACAGGCACCGGGAGCAGCCCGAGGCCUACGCCGAGUUUGAGGCUCUUCACUCGGCCGCGCUGCAGGCGGCGGGACUACCCCGGGUCUACUGGAGGAGUCUGCAGCACAAGAUCAGCAACGAGGUUUUCGACGCCGGAGAGGUGUUUGGGAUCGUGCAGGUUCAGGAAGACUCUGAAGAGGACACGCCCUGUCGCAUCAUCGGGUCAAAGGUCGUGGUGACGCGGGAGAGCGGGCUGCGGAGAGAUGACCCAAACAGUGUGUUCCUGGUGGACCACGCCUGGACGUACCGGACGCCCUACGCCCGGCAGCAGCUCCAGGAGGUGCCCGGCCUCAUGCCCAGGAUGGCAGCUCUCAUGGGGCUGGACUUUCACGGAGAGGUCCCUGAUCCAGAGUCUGUGGAGGAAGUCCUGGAGGAGAUGUGGAAGUACAACCAGACCUACCAACUGGCACAGGGGUCUGCAGAGGAGAAGGUUCCUGUGUGGUACAUCAUGGACGAGUUCGGGUCUCAGGUGCAGCACUCGGACUCUCCGUCCUGUGGACUGGCCCCUUUCUUCUGCGUCCCUGAGCAGGUCGCUUACUCCGUCCUCUGGCCCCUGAAGGACCUGGACGAGGGCGACGAGGUGACGAGGGACUUCGCUUACGGGGAGACAAACCCGUUGAUGAGGAAAUGUCGACUGUUGCCAUGGAAACCUGCCGACCUCGAUGACGUCAGCAGUGAAACGACAGAGCCUUCGGACGAAUACUAUCUGGCGAUCGCUCGAGAAAACAAAGAGCAGCUUCCAGUCGAGGUGGAGCCCUUCACCGUUCCCCGGGACAAAGUUCUCAAGGUGUACUCCGAGCUCUCUCAGGUCAGUAAUAACCUGACACACCCUCAGUUUGAGCUGACGCAGAACCAGGAGGAGGCCGACGUCAUCUGGGCCUACGACCACAUCAAAGACUUCAGGACCCUGAGUGAACAGCGGCCUCACGUCAUACUAAACCAGUUCCCGUGCGAGAGUCUCCUCACGGUGAAGGACUGCCUCGCCGCCGUGUCCCGCAGGGUAACUGAUUGGCUCCCGUUGACCUUUAACCUCCAGACGGAGCUGCCGCAGUUCGUCCGCUGCUUCCAGACGAGAGCCCAGAGAGGUGAAGACAAUCACUGGAUCUGUAAACCCUGGAACUUAGCGCGCGGCCUGGACACGCACAUCAGCAACAACCUGAACUGCAUCAUCAGACAGAGAGAGAGCACGCCAAAGGUGGUGUGUAAGUACAUAGAGGAGCCGGUCCUGUUCCAUCGGGAGGAGGUGGGGUUGGUGAAGUUUGACAUCAGAUACAUGUUGAUGCUGAGGUCGGUGCAGCCGCUCAGACUCUUCACCUACAACGUGUUCUGGCUGCGCUUCGCCAACAGAGAAUUUUCUUUGGAUCAUUUUGACGACUAUGAGAAACACUUCACUGUGAUGAACUACGCUGACGGCGUGCAGCUCAAACAGAUUCACUACGAUGAGUUCAUUCCUCUGUUUGAGAAGCAGUAUCCACAGUAUCCCUGGAAGAACAUCGAGCUCCAGUUGUUCCAGAGUUUCCGGGAGCUCUUCUCUGCCGCCUCCUCGCGCCCGCCUCCAUUUGGGCUCCACCCACACCCCUCGUCCCGGGCCAUCUACGCCGUCGACCUCAUGUUAAAGUGGAGCACGGGACCCAGAGGAGAGCGAGUGAUGUGUCCUCAGAUCCUGGAGGUGAACUUCAGUCCUGACUGUGCUCGUGCGUGUCUGUAUCACCCCGACUUCUACAACCACAUGGUCCAGACGCUGAUCCUGGACCAGCCCCAGGACUGUCCCGUCACCACCAUCGCCUAGACCGGAC